AUGAGCACUUCUCAUCAGCCGGCAUUCUCCGCCCACGCAUCACCAGUAUCGACUCAAGCAGUUCCGCCUCCCGUUCAGAAUAAUGCGCGCGCCAAUUACCCGGACAUGUUAGGACAGCCACCAGUCCCUCCCCCGAGGAGCUCUUCUACGCAUCAUAGCCGCCGCAGUCCUAACGGAUCGACCGAGAAAGGCUCGCGACAGGGAAAGAGCCGGUCCGAUCGCAAGGAAAACCGAGAGCGAACACGCGACGACCGCAACGGUAAAAGUCGAUCAAGACGGGCAGAUCCCUUGGAGGAGACUACACGUGAGGCAUCAAGAGGUGCGCCUCCGGUCUCAUACCCGGAAGAAGAUCGCGGCCUAGAGAAUAUGUCAGGCCAGGGAGCUCCUUUGGAGAAAGAGACGAGUGCGGUGAUCAACUCGGUGCAGGUCAGCGAUCCCGUCGUGGAUCGGACGAGAGAGCAGGUGCGACAAGAAGGCGCAUCCCCAGCGGCAAUCGCACCACAAGACUCGGCGCAAAACUUUGGUACGGCUGGAACUGAACCGGUCGAGGAGGGAACACGCUCCGGCCAUCGAAGCCGCCAUGAUUAUAGCAACAACGGAAAUACCAUCAAGCGAAAGGAGACCACAUUUGGAACUUACAUUCUUGGGCAAACCCUCGGCGAGGGUGAAUUCGGCAAGGUCAAGCUUGGUUGGAAGCGCGACGGCAGCAUCCAGGUAGCCAUCAAGCUCAUUCGCAGGGAAUCUCUGGGAUCCAACCCUAGCCGAUUGCCCAAGAUCUAUCGCGAGAUCGCGAUUUUGCGUGAGCUCGCACACCCCAACAUCGUCCGUCUUCACGAGAUGGUGGAAACGGACCGCCACAUAGGUAUCAUCAUGGAGUACGCAUCAGGAGGUGAACUUUUCGACUACAUUCUGAACAACCGGUACCUUAAAGACAACUCUGCACGUCGGCUAUUUGCACAAUUAAUUUCAGGUGUCGGCUACCUGCACAAGAAGGGUAUUGUGCACCGAGAUCUGAAGCUGGAAAACUUGUUGCUGGACAGGAAUCGCAACAUUAUCAUUACAGAUUUCGGCUUCGCCAACACCUUCGACCCAACCGACCCAUUAGACGAGGAGAUCGAGUACAACCUCACCAAUAAGGAAUAUGUCAAGCGGAAGCGACUGGAUAAGCUGGGUCCAGAUGGAUACAGGCGGGGUGACCUGAUGCAGACAAGCUGUGGAAGUCCUUGCUAUGCUGCUCCGGAGCUGGUUGUUAGUGACUCCCUGUACACCGGACGCAAAGUGGACGUGUGGAGCUGCGGUGUCAUUUUGUAUGCCAUGUUGGCUGGUUACCUCCCAUUCGAUGACGACCCCGCAAACCCCGACGGAGACAACAUCAACCUUCUUUACAAAUACAUCGUGACCACCCCUCUCACCUUCCCUGAAUAUGUCACACCCCAUGCUCGUGACCUUUUGAGGCGGAUACUGGUCCCCGACCCCCGGAAGCGUGCCGACUUGUUUGAGGUGGCUCGCCACAGCUGGUUGAGUGAAUACUCUCACAUCGUUUCGCAUAUCACCAGCAGCACAACGAAUGUUGCGGAUAUUGCCAACACAACGGUACCGUCUGAGCACCAAGAGGCACCGGCCCUUGUUCGUAGUGCCUCCGUUCGUGAGCCGCCCAAGUCAGCACACCAAAGUUCAGUUGCGGCUGUUGGUGGGCUCAAUCACCACGCUGGAGAUAUUUCCCAGGAUUCGCCAAGUGAAAAGUCGAAGACUUCGAAGGAUGCGAAGCGGAGGACUGUUCAGGUUGAGUAUGUUGCUCCUCAAUCGCAAACAACCCGAGGAGAAUACCAGGACACUCCGGGACCUCACACUGGCGAGGAACCACAAGCGAGCGCGACACCCGAGAAGCCACGCACGACCUCAAAAACCGCUCCGAAGCCGCCUAUCAACCUGGACAAGCCAUUGCCAGGACACUUCCCCCGUUCGACAUCGGAAAACCCCGGCCUCACUGGCUCACAUACCUAUGCCCCGGCGCCUUCGAACACGCGACCCCAGACGGGUGGCUCAAUGGCAUCUAUCCACACUGGUCGUCUCCCUUCGCGAGGCUCCUAUGGACAGCCCGUGGCGCCCAUGGUCACUGCUACCAACACCGAAGGCCGUCUAGCGCAGCCUAGGAGCGGACAGUUCUCUCUUGUGCAGAACCCCGCUCAAGCGUCUAGUGCAUCCAUUGGCCGCCCCAGCACCCAACAGCUCCCCUCGGCAUUUAACCCAACUCCUCGACAAGAGCCCCCCAAGAGCGGCCACAAGCGAUCGAGCACUGUUUCUAGCAUUGGCGAGAAGCUUUUCGGCCGAUCGGGAUCUAUUCUGGGUGGUCGAAACUCCCAGGCUCAAAAUAGUCGUGCCCGGCAAAACAGACGGUACCCCCCUACCAGCAUGAAGGACCCACUGCCGCGAGAAGAUUCCCGUCAGUCUAUGGAUUCUCGUCGCUCUAUGCAAUACUCGCAUAGCCGCAAGGCGAGCGAAGCGGAAGGCCGACCUCGUCGAUUCUCCCUUCUUCCGUCCUCCUUCUCUUUCCGCAACUUCUCUGGACGCGCUCAGACUCCUGAAGAAUCAUCACAAACGCCACGAACAGUCGACCCUCAAAGUCAGCGCCCAGCCACUGGUCCUAUGUCAAAUCGCCCUCGCGCAACCAGCUAUGGAACUCAGGAGGCUAUGAGUAUGGUGAAUGAGGGUCCUUCAGACACGGUGUACGAGCAGAAAGAUUCGGAGCCAUUGAGCUACGAGGCUCAAAUUGACCAACAAUUUGCCGAGCUUGGAAAUCACUUCGACCAGACCGACGAUUCCUUUGGUGCCAUCUCAUCUGAGCAAGUCUACCGGCAGAAUGACGAUGACCAAUACAAUGGUUCUCAUCACAAGUACUCCUCGAAGCCGAACUACUACGACGACUACAACGGCACUUACGACAGUUUGCCUAGACAAUCCAUGCAAGCUGGCCGACGAGGACCAAGCGUCUUGCAGAAGAAUAAUCGCAAGUUUGUUGACGCAUACGAGUACGAGCGAGACUCCUCUCACCACUCAGGAAGCUCAGGCGCCGCCCGAAAGGUCAUGGACUUUUUCCGAAGGCGUGCCAAGUCUCGGGCCGGCGACGACCGGUAA
Messenger RNA from Penicillium atrosanguineum, 3135 nucleotides. RefSeq names its product putative serine/threonine protein kinase (Kin4). Gene Ontology annotation, molecular function: tau-protein kinase activity; ATP binding; protein serine/threonine kinase activity. Gene Ontology annotation, biological process: intracellular signal transduction; microtubule cytoskeleton organization; protein phosphorylation. The coding region runs from base 1 to 3135 and encodes 1044 amino acids. The record is from RefSeq and is a predicted model, not a curated record. Lineage: Eukaryota; Fungi; Ascomycota; Eurotiomycetes; Eurotiales; Aspergillaceae. Gene Ontology annotation, cellular component: cytoplasm. The transcript is spliced from 2 exons.